This is a messenger RNA of Leucoraja erinaceus (little skate), 2172 nucleotides long. Its product is annotated as LIM/homeobox protein Lhx1-like. Gene Ontology annotation, biological process: neuron differentiation; regulation of transcription by RNA polymerase II. Lineage: Eukaryota; Metazoa; Chordata; Chondrichthyes; Rajiformes; Rajidae. The transcript is spliced from 5 exons. The record is from RefSeq and is a predicted model, not a curated record. The coding region runs from base 651 to 1883 and encodes 410 amino acids. Gene Ontology annotation, cellular component: nucleus. Gene Ontology annotation, molecular function: DNA-binding transcription factor activity, RNA polymerase II-specific; RNA polymerase II transcription regulatory region sequence-specific DNA binding.
UGCAGCGAGCGGAGCAGCGGCGAGCGGCUCAUUGACACGUUCACCCACACUCCCACCACCACCACCACCACUACCACCACCACCACCACCACUACUAUAGCCGCGCAGUAAACAGAGCCGGAGAUAUUUCUCAUCCAAGGACAACCCCAGGAAAGUUGAACCAUGCAAUCGAAACCAAUGCUUGCCACAGGCUUGCCACCCGUGUUUCAUUUCUGGAGUAUUUAACAUAUAUAUAUAUCAGUACGUUGAUAAUUUUUAGUAUUCGAUGCAAGCAAACUUAAAGAGAUACUUAUGAGACAAGAGACAGAAUUAGACGCUGGCAUCUUUCGCUCGUGUAGAUUAUUUAUUUCAUCUCUCCACCGUGCCAGCACUGUUGCUUGCUCACUAGAGUAGCUUUGUAGUGAUUUCUUUGCGAGGGCGAUUUGUUUCUUUAGGAAUAUGUGUACCUACUUCGAUUUCCUUUGACUGGUCAACAGCUACCUCAGAAGAAAGAAAACGCUGACCACUGAAGCCCUCUCUUGUUGGAACCGUCGCCAGAAGGAUCAACAGAAGGAUCAGCGAGCGAGAGCCCUGGCGUUUAAGGACCUCAUUGCCACCGGCCAAAUAUCUAACCGUCGGCUAUCUCAACACCUGGGUACAAGCCCAAGACAAUGGUGCACUGUGCAGGAUGCGAGCGGCCCAUAUUGGAUAGGUUUCUAUUGAAUGUCCUGGACCGCGCUUGGCAUGUGAAAUGCGUGCAAUGCUGCGAAUGCAAAUGCAACUUAACGGAGAAAUGCUUUUCGCGAGAAGGGAAACUCUACUGCAAGAACGACUUCUUUCGUCGCUUUGGCACAAAGUGUGCCGGCUGCUAUCAAGGAAUCUCUCCGAGCGAUUUGGUGAGGAGGGCCAGGAAUAAAGUAUUUCACCUGAACUGUUUCACUUGUAUGAUAUGCAACAAACAACUUUCCACCGGGGAAGAACUCUACAUCAUCGACGAAAACAAAUUUGUUUGCAAAGACGAUUUUGUAAACAGCAAUAAUUCGAAAGAGAACGGCUCGCUGUCAGUCACGGCAUGUAGUGAUCAAAGCUUAUCGCCGGAUUCUCAAGAUCACUUACAAGAUGACACAAAAGAUUCAGAGAGCGCCACUGUUUCAGAUAAAGAGACGGCCAACACCGAGGGCGAGGAGCAGAACCUGGGGGCCAAGCGCCGCGGCCCACGCACCACCAUCAAAGCUAAACAGUUGGAAACUCUCAAAGCGGCUUUCGCCGCCACCCCCAAGCCCACCAGGCACAUCCGAGAGCAACUGGCGCAAGAAACCGGGCUGAACAUGAGGGUUAUCCAGGUUUGGUUCCAGAACAGAAGAUCCAAAGAGAGGAGGAUGAAACAGCUGAGCGCUUUAGGUGCCCGCAGACACGCGUUUUUCCGCAGCCCCAGACGGAUGCGCCCCUUAGGAGAUCGUCUCGACGGAGCCGACAUGAUGGGGAACGGCCCUUUCAAUUACUACGGGGAUUACCAGACUGAAUAUUAUGGCCCUGGCAGCAACUACGACUUCUUUCCUCAAGGACCACCUUCCUCUCAAGCUCAGACUCCAAUAGAUCUGGGGUUUGUGCCCUCUUCCGGGCCUGGGGCGACCCCACUCGGCGGGCUGGAGCAUCCACUGCCCGGGCACCACCCGAGCAACCUCUCUGGCCCCGGAGACGGGCAGCGGUUCACCGACAUGAUCUCUCACUCGCACGGGGACUCGCCCAGCCCGGAGCCGGGUUUGACAGGACCGUCAAUGCACACGAUGUCGGCGGAUGUCUUCGGCCCGGGUCCCAGCCCGUCCUUCUCACUCACCAAUGGGGGGUACGCCAACCAUUUGUCACAUCCACCUCCAGAAAUGAACGAGGCUGCUGUUUGGUAACGGAUGAAAAUGGACAGCGCGUCUCCCGUCUCUCUAUCUCUCUCUGUAUCUGCGCUCUGUCCCACCCCAAAGACUAUUCGCCCGCUGCCCGACCCGCUAAGCAAGGAUGAUGCCAAGAUCAUCAACAAAAUUGGACAUCCGCACAUUAAAAACACUAAAACACUAAAACAAACCUCGACAUUUAAACAAAAUUGCAAAUACCACAAACCAGAAGAAAAUUGCAACGACUUAGUGGAGCAAAGAAGAUUUUUUUUUGUACGGGACAGCAUUGUGAGCGGAGAUCUUUUUU